AUCCAAUUAUUUAGCUUCCGUUGUUUUUAUUCGUUUUAAUCCAUUGGUUGUUAGAUGUCCAUAAAUGCCGUACGGACGCUCUCGCGCUCGUGCAUUGUAGCUGCACGAACGGGAACGUUGCAUUUACGUUGAGAUGUGUCUUCGGUACCUCCCCUUAAAGCGCUCGUGGAGCUCAUUCGGAGUGCACGGUUGAUGGCAUGCGCAUGUGUAAUGAAAAAAAAAAAGCACAACCAGCUAUUGUUAAACAACUACAAUACACACAAGCUCGGUUUGCUAAGGAACGAUUUCGUUUUCUGUGUGCAGGCCACACGGAACUGCAAUAGCGCACUAGAUUCGAGUAAAAAAAAAAAAAAAGAUAAAAUAAAUCUUUCACCAGCUGUCCGGCGCUGUGGGCAUUGCAUAGAUAGUUAUUUGCUGUCUGUAACGAAGGGUGGUGCUCCGUGACAUGUUGGGGCUUCAGCUGACAGUUUCAGAGAGUAGGUGGUGCUACUGAAAGCCUCGAGGGAAAGGACUCCCUCUCCCUCUCUCCGACUCCGAGUCCAUUCGCGUCCCAACAUGGCGAAGCACGGCGGACUCCCCCUCAAGAGACUUAAAACACUUCGGUUGAUGCUGCAGAUCGCUUCGCCCUCUUUCCAAGCCCUUAAAACUCCGAGGCGUCUAUGAUGUUGGAAAAAUGGACAAGUUUUCUGCAACCAUUUCCGAUAUAGCAUGGAGCUCGGUGUCCUUGCCUUUGGAUUUGGUCGUCAGCAAAUUUAGACUGCCUACGCUGGUACGGUUGAGCCAAGGGGACCAUGUGGAGGGUGUGACGGAGCAGGAUGUCAUCCUCCUGCACUCCUGCCGCCAGUGGACCACCGUCACUGCCCACAGCCUGGAAGAGGGCCACUACGUCAUCGGGCCCAAAAUCGACAUCCCUCUUCAGUACCCUGGGAAGUUUAAGCUGCUGGACCAGGACCGGGACAUGAGGGAACCUGUUCAGUACUUCGCCAGCGUGGAGGAAAUUGCCGGAAUCUUCCCUGACCGCGUGUUUGUGAUGGAGGCCAUCUCCUUCAGUGUGAAGGUGGUGUCUGGGGAGUUCAGCGAGGACAGCGAGGCGUACAACUUCACGCUGCAGGCGGGCGACGAGCUGACGCUGAUGGGCCAGGCCGAGAUCCUGUGCGCCAAGACGGUGCGCGAGAAGUCCCGCUUCAACACCAUCCUGCGGCGGCUGGGCCGGGGGGGCACCUUCAGCCGGCAGGUGAAGGGCAAGAUGCCCUGCCUGAUCUGCAUGAACCACCGCACCAACGAGAGCAUCAGCCUGCCCUUCCAGUGCCGCGGGCGCUUCAGCACGCGCAGCCCGCUGGAGCUGCAGAUGCAGGACGGCGAGCACACCAUCCGCAGCAUCAUCGAGAAGGUGCGCCUGCCCGUCAACGUCAGCGUGCCCAGCCGGCCCCCCCGCAACCCCUACGACCUGCACGUCAUCCGCGAGGGACACCGCUACAAGCUGGUCAGCAUCAUCUCCAAGACCGUGGUGCUCUGCUGCAUUCUGCGCAAGGAGGAAGUGGCGCCCUUCCACUUCCUGUUGCUGACGGACAUGCCUCGCUUCCUCCUGCCGGAGGGGCUGCUGCGGGGCGACCCCGGGUUCGAGAAGACUGCGCUGGAGUGCGCCCUCUUGUGCCAGGAGCACUUCAACGCGGACGACUACUCCCGGGCGGUGCGGGAGGUGAAGACGGACCUGGCGGAGGAGUGCGGCAGCCCCCGCAGGGUGCGGCUGUGCCUGCAGGGCCUGGGUUCGGGGCCCCUGGGAUACCCGCGGGACGAGCUGGCGCAGUCCUUCCAGCGGCUGUCGCUGUGCGUGUACAGCGGGACGCUGGCCCACGCCAACGGGGAGCCCCCCUCGCUGCUCCCCCACGGCUGCAGGGACUCCCUGGGGGAGCAGCACAUCCUGCCCCACGAGCUGCUCACCCCCGCUGACGGGGGCGGGGUGGGGGGCGACCCCGAGCGGGAGUACAUGACCCCCGACUGGGCCGAGGUGGAGUACCGGGACCCCGCCCCCGAGCAAGCCGAGAUCCCGUACGAGGAGCUGUGGGCCAAUCAGACGCCGGGGAGCUAUGGCGAAGGCGGGGGCUUGGCCGGUGGGCUGGACUGUGGAGGAGGAGGGGGGGGGAAAGGAGAGCAGAGCCUCAUCUCCUUCACCUCCUCCGGCACCUCCUUGGAGGCCACGCUGGGCCCCGCCCACAUCGCCGUGGUGCAGAUGGAGGCAGGAAGAGUGCCGACUCCGCCCCCUGUCCCGCCCAAAUCAGAAGCUGUGAAGGAGGAGUGCCGGUUCCUCAAUGCUCCCCCUGUCCCUCCCAGAGGAACCAAAGGGGGCCCCGCCCCCAGCCCUCCUGUCCCCCCCCGUUUCCCCAAGGUCCCGCCCCCAAAGCCUGGGCAGGGCCCCGCCUCCCACUGUCCCAGCCCGUCCCUGUCCUACUACUCAUCCGGACUGCAGGAUGUCUCUGGCACCCGCAGCGGAAGCUGCUCUCCGUCUCCGGACUCGUACUCCCUGUACUGUUACCCGUGCACCUGGGGGGACUGCAAGACGUCCGAAUCCGCCCGUCCCCUGACUGGCACCAACGGGACCCCUGGGGGGCAGCCCGCCCAGGCGUCCUGGUCCGACCCGUGGUCCUACGCCGACGGGUCGCCCAGCGUGGCCAGCGGGCGCUCCACGCCACUCCUCAGCACAGACUCCGCCCACAAGAGCUACUACAGCUGCCCCAGACUCAAGCCCCCCCCCUCCCAGAAGCGCUUUGCCCCUUUUGGGGCACUGAACCCCUUCGCCAACCCCGGCUACUCCAGGAGCCCGUCCUCGUCCCCCGCAGAGUGGCAGGACCCCCCCGAAUGCCGGAGAUCCCCCUCGCUGUGCUCCGAGGCCUUCGAACCCUUCGACCCCAGCAGUGGGCUGAGCCUGUCUCCAGACAGCCCCGCCCCUCCCACGGGCACGCCCACGCGGAGCAGCUCCGAGAGCUCGUCUGCCUCCUCGGGCGAGGCCCCGCCCCCCCAGCAGCCGCGGGCCAAUGGGGAGCGGCCGGCCUGGCACCCGCCGUCAGACCUGUCCACGCUGUCGGUGGAGGAGGUGUCGCGCUGCCUGCGCUUCAUCGGCCUGGCGGACGCCGUGCUGGCCUUCUUCGUGCGCGAGCGCAUCGACGGCAGCAUCUUCGUCCAGCUGACCGAGGAGAUUCUGUCCGACGACUUCCACCUCACCAAGCUGCAGGUGAAGAAGAUCAUGCAGUUCAUCAAAGGAUGGCGGCCCAAAAUCUGACCCCCCCAAGCCCCCCCAGGACUGCACUCCGGGUGUCUGGGGUUUCCCAGACGCUGGAAGAAGGGGAGGGCGGAACCAUGGUAACAGAGGUGAAACCGUGGUAACAGAGGAGAGUCCCAUGGAGUUUUUAAUGAGGGGAGAGGGGACUCUCAUCACCCUGUGAAUGGCCUUCUGAUCCACACUCACACACACACACACACACACGUGCAGACACACACUCACACACAGUCACACACGCGCACACGCACUCAGAUCGGUCACAGAUAUGUCACUGUACUGUUGUUUUAUUUUAGACACAGACCCUGUGUGGGCAGUCACCCAUGUGCAGAGGCAUCUGUAUGUUACACGUAUGUGCAUCAUGAAGGGUUUGGCACCGUGUGACAGAAGACCGACGGGUAGCCCUGUAAACGGCCUGUCCAGCGUGGGCAGUGGAACUCUUCUACUGGGACCAGAACAUGCGUCUCAAACGCACCAGAAGAACAAAAAAAGAGUGAAAAGUGAUACGUUGAAGAAUAUGGUACUGUAUGUUUAACCCAGGCCCGUGAUGUCAUACCUGUGUGCCUGGACUCUGUGGAUCAUUUUAAAUGUGCCUUGUGAAAGUUCCCCCUCCCCCCGCCCCCCAAACUACACCCAAAACAAAAUAAGCGAAAGACACAUGCUUACACCGAGACAGAUUAGCUUUAGAAGUGAAUGAGGUCAACACUGUGGGGAAAAGCACAAAUCUCACUUUGAUUUUUAGCCAAUGUCUGCAGGUGUAACUCCAGUCCGGUAGGGGGCGCUGUGUCUGCAGGUGUAACUCCAGUCCUGUAGGGGGCGCUGUGUCUGCAGGUGUAACUCCAGUCCUGUAGGGGGCGCUGUGUCUGCAGGUGUAACUCCAGUCCUGGAGGGCCGCAGUGUCUGUGUUACGGCUCGGUCCCGCUACAGAAGGGCUGAAUUCUGUUUAGUGUUUUUUGAAAGUUGCCUCCUUGAGUGUUUCUGACAGCUCCCCCCCACAUCCCCCACCCCAACCCCCCGCUCCUCACUCCCGGUACGAACGCUCAAAACCUCUUCUGGGGCGAAAUCAUGAGACAUUUUCCUCUCUUAAACGUGCACGGUGGGCGUCCUUGUGCUUGUGUGGGUGGAAACGCUUUGUGUUGUGCCUUCAGCCCCCCCACCCCCCCACCCCCCCGGCACAUGCAUCACAGUUCCUGGGAAGCUGCAGAAUACUCGUGCAUUCAUCGCCUCUCAAAAACAGCCACUUGUGAAGCGGAGAGCCUCUUCCACAGCACAGGGGCUUCGAGUACAAUCCCAAACUUGGGUUUUAAAUUCUGUGCAUACCCAAUUUUGUUUAUAAAUCAAAAGAAAGAAAAAAAAUAGUAACUUGUUAGUGUAGAACUUUUAAAGGGAAACCAAGCUGUCUUUUCUACAUCAGUCAGACCAGGGCUGUAAUUAAGUACGUUGUGUUAAGACUGUAAUUUGAGUUUACUAAUCACCGCUGUCUGCACACGCACAGCGGCCCGUUUGUCAGGCGCUGGGAAAUUACAGCGUAAUGCUGGGGUUUAACAUCUCUGCUCCCUGAAGUUUGCGUGUAUAUUUAUGGAUCUUUCCCUCCCCCAAACCCUGUCCCUUCUGUAGAACAUUAUUGUUAUUGAAUAAUAUUUAACAACAAUGGUAGCGUUAUUUCAAUUGUACUGAAAUUUUAUUUCUUGUAUGAUUUUAAUCCUUAUGGAUUAGUAAAAAAGGAAAAAAUAAAUAGUGCAAAAAAACA
Molecule: messenger RNA, 5024 nt
Organism: Anguilla anguilla (European eel)
Lineage: Eukaryota; Metazoa; Chordata; Actinopteri; Anguilliformes; Anguillidae
Gene: garem2
Product: GRB2 associated, regulator of MAPK1-like
Exons: 7
Coding region: 674-3277 (867 amino acids)
Source: RefSeq, a predicted model, not a curated record